UCGCCAACUGGCACAAGAGGACAAGCACCAACUCAGCAAACGCAGCUCAUACACUUACGACACACCACCAAAGGACACACUGACUGGGACGACCGCUAGCACCAACGCCAACACUCAGAACAACGGUAACACGGGGUGGAGUGCAUGGGCAGCAAAAGGUGCAACAACAGCCACAACAGCACCAGCCACACAAGGAAGGAGAGUGGUUGCCAUGGGAACGAGGGCUUUGAGCGACUCUACUGUUCAGAAACGGGCCAAGCGCACCAAAGUGGUCGAGAAAGGACAGGGCCCAAAGGGCCGGAAAGGGCAGGCGCUGCUGACGGCGAUGUUUCAGACAAAGCCCAAAUCUUAA
This is a messenger RNA of Sphaeroforma arctica JP610, 352 nucleotides long. RefSeq lists its product as hypothetical. The annotation marks the transcript as partial. The record is from RefSeq and is a predicted model, not a curated record. The transcript has a single exon. NCBI's taxonomy places the organism in Eukaryota, Ichthyosporea, Ichthyophonida.